AUGUCUGUUGCUACAAAUCGACGCUCGCAACCUGCUUACAUAUCUUCCAUAUUUGAGGUACACUACGAGGUUUCCUUGACGCUCAGUGCGGCUUACGGUUAUCGAUCAGUUAACUCUGGGAUCAACUGUGCAGGCAUCGACGGCAGCACACCUUUAGAACAUGACCUACUAAUCACCUACUAUGCUGCGCAGGGGGUUGGUAUGGCCGUUGGCAACAUGCACUUCGCAUCGGGGAAGUUCUUCCUACUCAACCACGAAUCGAUACCUCGCUUGAUCACCGAGCUCAGCCAUGAGAUUCCCGCAGGCGACUCUGACAACUUCUCGGGUUGCUUGACCAAUAAUGUUGCGUUGAACUCUAUUGGCAUUAUAGUUAGCAAGCGAGUCGUUCAAGAAGACGCUCAUGAUGGGAAGGCUACUACUGUCUUCCUUAUGCGCCACACCGACUACAACCCGAUGACGGGUAAGAUUUGCGAGUUCUUAUUAGAAUACUGGUGUUGUCCAGUUCGCAACCUUGCCAAGGCCGUCAAUAUCAUUCAACUGGGCAAAGAGAUGACUGUCCAUGGUUAUUUGGCUGGCAAAUUGGUGAAGGCGGAAAGUGUUGGUGACAAGGAGAUUAAGUCUUACAUCUUCCAAGUCGAUGUCCAUUCCAUGUCUGUAGCGAGUGGUCACGAGACUAUCAGAGUGGGGGCUUCUCUUGCUACGCCCACUGCGACCAAGAUGACAAAGGGUGGAAGAGUGAGAUUACAACGUGCUACUGAGGGUGCGAACGGCGAACCCAACAGCUCUCCAACGCCAUCCACAAGUGCCAACACCGGAGGCGCCUCUCUGGCCUUAGCUAGUUCACCUAUGGUGUCGUCCAGUAGUAUUGGAGGAGGUAUACCUUCAUCGACGGCUGAAGAUGAAGCUGCAUUGGCUGCCUAUAUGCACGAUGUUUCCACCCUGGCACCCACUGACUUGGGAACUGGCAAUUCCGCCGGCCCUAGCAAACGCCCACGCAGGUCUUAG
Melampsora larici-populina 98AG31 is the source of this 1005-nucleotide messenger RNA. RefSeq lists its product as uncharacterized. Lineage: Eukaryota; Fungi; Basidiomycota; Pucciniomycetes; Pucciniales; Melampsoraceae. The record is from RefSeq and is a predicted model, not a curated record. Bases 1 to 1005 code for a protein of 334 amino acids. The transcript is spliced from 6 exons.